AUGGCAGAAAACGCGGAUGCAAUCCAAAAGGUCCAUCCAGUUCUGGAAUACGAUUUUCGAAAAGUACAAAAUCCGCCACAUGACAAAAUCCAAAUUACAUGGAUUGGACAUGCUACUGUGCUUGUUCAGAUAGAAGGGAUGAAUAUACUUGCUGAUCCAGUAUUCAGUGAGAAGUGUGGUCCAGCUGGUUUCGUUGGUAACAAACGGUUUACGCCUCCCGCGUGUCAAGUAGAAGAUCUACCGCAGAUAGACGUUGUGAUCAUCAGUCAUAACCACCACGACCACUUAGAUUCUCAGUCAGUCAGGGACAUUGCUCGACUUCAUCCAAAGGCAAGAUGGUUAGUCGGAUUAGGUAAUAAGAAAUUUUGCGUUGACAAAGGAUGCGCAAAUGUGGAAGAGAUGGAAUGGUGGGAAAGUACAAGUAUUGGUUCCUUCACAUUUGUAUGCACUCCAACACAACACUGGUGCCAGCGAUAUCCACUUGACUUCAACAAUGCUCUAUGGUGUGGAUGGGUAGUGGAAAGCCCGAAAUACAAGUAUUACUUUGCCGGGGACACAGGAUAUCAGGACGAGCUAUUUAAUUUGAUUGGCCGAAAAUAUGGACCCUUUGAUCUUGCAUCAAUACCAAUAGGUGCAUAUGAGCCCAGAUUCAUCACUAAAUUUGAGAGGGUGAACCCGGAGGAGGCAGUGAAAAUCCACAUGGACAUACGUUGUAGAGUCUCAAUUGGUAUUCACUGGGGAACAUUUGAACUGACAAACGAGUAUUACUUGGAGCCACCACAGGAGUUGGAAAAACAGAUGUACAACAAUGGUCUGGACCCAAAGACGUUCUUCAGCUUGCGAAUUGGAGAAACAUGGAUAGUUGGGGAAGACCGGGAUUAUGAUCCGCCUUUUAUGGAAAGAGAGAAAACGGGAACACCGAGACUCAACAAUGGCCCGGGUGAUUUAGGGGCGACAGGCUCUAACCAGCAUGUCAGCAAGGACGAGAAAGUGGAAGAAGCAGGAGUAUUAACCAAUUAG
Molecule: messenger RNA, 1020 nt
Organism: Mya arenaria
Lineage: Eukaryota; Metazoa; Mollusca; Bivalvia; Myida; Myidae
Product: N-acyl-phosphatidylethanolamine-hydrolyzing phospholipase D-like
Exons: 6
Coding region: 1-1020 (339 amino acids)
Cellular component (GO): cytoplasm
Source: RefSeq, a predicted model, not a curated record